UACAACCCUCCCGCUCCUCUCUAUGGCUGACGGACACGUGACGCGUUCAACCCCGCCGCGCGGGACCUGCGGCGGGGGCGCGCGGGACAUCAGGGUUCCUCGGUGGUGCCUGGGGCUCAGCAUGGGCCGACCCCUCCUCCGCAGGCACUGACGGGAGCGGUGAGCACCCUGCUCAGAGAAAAAAAAACAGGGUUAGAGACAUGGAGCUUGAAAGAAUCAUUCGAGACACGCUGACAUGCUUCAUCCAGUCCCACAUCCCUGCAGCAGACCUCAGUGGGAUGGAUGAUGUUUUCUUCUCUUACAUCACGGGUGUCCUGGAAGAGCUGGGCUUGCCAGAGGCCUCUGAGGAGACCUUUGACAUGGACACCUUUGUGGAAAUGAUGGAGGCAUAUAUCCCUGGUUUUGCAGAAAUCCCCAGUGGGGAUGUUUGUGAGAUGAUGUUCUCCCUCUCAGAGAGGCUCGGGGAAGCUCGCAGCAAAGAAAAACGUGACCAAAAGGCUGUGGGAAGUGGGAGUGAAGCACCCUCUGAAGAGCUGACUGAAAGCCAGGAGGCUGGAGCUGAAGGCUGGAAUGGGGAGAGGCUGUGCUCUGCAACAGAUGGAGCCAGGGCUCAGGAAGGUGAUGAUUCCAAGGGUGGGGUGGAGCUGCUCCUGGAGAUGUUCCCAGCCUGCACCGUGAGCCAGGCAGAGAAGGCCCUUGGCAUGGCCUUGGGGAAUUUGGAGGAGGCAGUGCAGUUAAUUGUGGAGGAGAAGGUGGAAAUUGGCCCAGGAGGUGCAAGCACGAAGGAACUGGCACGGCCCCGCAGAGCACCCAACCACGAGGAACUGAAGCAGGUUAUCCUACAGAAGUACAUGAUGGUGGACAGUGCGGACGAUCAGAAAACACACCGGCCAGCUCCCCCCAGAGAGGCUCCCAAGAAGCUGAUCCGCUACAUCGACAACCAGGUGGUGAGCACAAAGGGAGAGAGGUACAAAGACAUCAAGAAGCCCGAGAGUCAGGAGAUGAGGAGAACCUACAUCAGCCUCAAACCAGCCAGGAAAUACAAGUUCCACUGACAGCCAAGGUCCUCCUGCUCCUCAGCCUCCACCUCGCCAGCCAAGCAUGGCCAGAUGGACUCGUGGCACCAGGGAUGAGGGGACUGCUCCACUGCCACUAACUGGAACUAACCUGGGAGCCAGCACACUGCUUUAAGCUUCCUCAGCUAACCUGGCUGACCAGGAGGAGCCUUCCCUCCUUGGGUACCUGUCCCUCUGCCCCCAGGACACAUGGCAGUAGCUCCCCAGGGCCUGGGCAUUCUCUGCUAUUCCUUGCAUGGGACAUUUUUAGAUCCAAGACGUGGCUCGUGCUUUUACAGCAAGCUUUUUACAAGUCUGUGUGCACAGUUGCUUUAAGUUGAACGCCAGUGUUAAAUAAAAAUUAUUUGGUGUGUAGUUCA
Calypte anna (Anna's hummingbird) is the source of this 1435-nucleotide messenger RNA. It is a transcript of the gene CUEDC2, whose product is annotated as CUE domain containing 2. The transcript has 10 exons. The coding region runs from base 201 to 1055 and encodes 284 amino acids. Gene Ontology annotation, molecular function: ubiquitin binding. NCBI's taxonomy places the organism in Eukaryota, Metazoa, Chordata, Aves, Apodiformes, Trochilidae. The record is from RefSeq and is a predicted model, not a curated record.